Messenger RNA from Trichomonas vaginalis G3, 486 nucleotides. RefSeq lists its product as uncharacterized. The transcript has a single exon. Lineage: Eukaryota; Parabasalia; Trichomonadida; Trichomonadidae. The coding region runs from base 1 to 486 and encodes 161 amino acids. The record is from RefSeq and is a predicted model, not a curated record.
AUGGCAAAGAUGAGACAAGUUUUAAAUAUUUACAAUAACCGUAAACAAAAAGGUUUGGGAAACCACUCCCCCGAAGAAAUGAAAAACAACCCUGACUUAGAGAAAGACUAUAUAUUUAAUAGUUUAGUCAAAAGAGACAAACAAGAAAGAAUGCCAGGCUUCAAACUUAAGAAAGGUGACAAAGUAAAAAUAGAAAUACCUAAACGCGACCCAUAUGAAAAUACUAUUGACUAUGACAACAAUGGGAACCCGACAGGUACUCGCAUUCGUGUUCGUAAAAAUAGAAGAAAGUAUACAAGAGAAUAUUAUGAAGUUUUAGGCAAACAUGGCAAAAUGUACACACUGCAAGCAGAAGAUAAAACUACUAUUGUCAGACCUCGUUUCAAACUUGUCAAAGUUCAAGGUGGUAUACUUUCAAAGACAGUUCCUAACAAAUAUAAGACAACUCCUGACGAAUAUGCUAAAGAAGUUGAAAAUGACGACUAA